Molecule: messenger RNA, 1935 nt
Organism: Penicillium arizonense
Lineage: Eukaryota; Fungi; Ascomycota; Eurotiomycetes; Eurotiales; Aspergillaceae
Product: DUF3405 domain-containing protein
Exons: 3
Coding region: 1-1935 (644 amino acids)
Source: RefSeq, a predicted model, not a curated record
AUGUUCACGAGAGACCGAACACAGUAUUCAUUCCGACUCAGAUCCAACACUGUCUUUCGGUCUCGUCGAUGGAUCUGGUUCCGCUGGUUAGGAUAUCUAACCUGUCUGGUCACCGUCUUGCGGGUCUACUCAUAUCUCGCACAACACCCAGAGACGAAUCUGAUUCGAGCUGCUUACGAUUCCUUUUAUCGACCAGGGAUUCUUCUACCUGGUCAGUAUCAGGAAAAUGCUGCGUUCAUACCUGCGAAGGAUGAGGGGGAAUAUGAGAACCCGGAUCUGGAUGAGAUGGGGGUGGUCCGUGACAGGAGGUUCGAGAUCCAAUUAUCUUGGAAGUUAAUUGACAUGACGCUAAUCUAUGAUAUUACCUUCCUCAGAGACAAGCAGUUCUACCUCGGUGGUACCCUGACCCUGACCAGUAUCAAAUCCGUCAACGCCUCGCACCCAGUUCCAUUCAUCUACGACCCAUACCCAGCAUACAACAGUCGAAAAUGGAAGAAGCAAUACCAUGGCAAGUUUCAGCCUUGCAUAGGUCCUAGGGGCCAUUUCCUCGACCGCAAACGACCAGAAGAUAUGGUCCAAGUCUACAAAGGCCAACAAACCGGAUUCCCCGAACCACGAUUCGGAUCGCACGAGGCAAUGGACUUGGACGGCGAUGUGUGUACAGAUCGCUACUCCCGCUUUGGAGCAUAUGGAUUCGACGAAGAUGGCGAGGACAAAGUACCUGGUUUCUCACGGCCACCUGCGGUACCGUGGAGCCAAGUUGAUUGGUACGAGUUGCAAUCUCUAUGCCUGGAACGAAAUUCUGGCAGGUAUAAGUCGAGUGAUGUGGUGAAUGGUUCGAUGCGGAGUCCGCUUUCUUUUGAUCUUCCUAAUACCCCUCACAAGACUUGGGAGUCGCCUCCUGUUACGGCUUCGAAUGUGAAGCGGUUUCAUCCUCGCACUGCGCUUUUGAUUAGGGCUUGGAAUGGGUUGAUUUGGAAGCCGCAUCAUCGUGAAUAUCUCCGUGCUUUGAUUAUGGAGCUUUCUUUGCAUUCUGGUGGGGAGUAUCAGAUCUUCCUCUUGAUUCAUGUUAAGGAUGAUGAGAUGCCGAUUUUCUCGGAUACUAAGACGAUGAAUCGGCUUAAGAGUUCUAUUCCGGAGGAAUUUCGGAAUAUGGCUCUUUUCUUUAACAACAAACUUUUGGAGGCUUGGUAUCCAAAGAUAGAAGAACAUAGUCCCCAGCUUCAGCACCACCAACCACUGCAGAUCUUCGCCCAGUUAUAUCCCAACUUCGACUACUACUGGCAACUUGAAAUGGACGGUAGACACACCGGACAUAUCUACCACUUCCUCGAGCAAUCAGUCUCAUUCGCAAGAGACCAACCACGAAAAUACCUCUGGGAACGAAACGCCUACUUCUACACCCCCGGCGCACACGGCAACUGGAGCGAAUUCACCGCGAUGGUCGGCAAAAGCCUGGAAGGCCUAUCGAACAGAACAAUCUGGGGCCCAAUUUCCGGCACAGGAAUCAGACCCCUAGGCCCGGACCCCCCAGUCCCGCACCCCGACUACGACAACUACACCUGGGGCGUCGGCGAAGAAGCAGACUUCAUAACUUUCCUGCCCAUCUUCAACCCAAAAGACACAGCAUGGACAUUCCCCGACAAAAUCUGGAACUUCAAAUACGGCAACGAAACCCCACGCCGUGCGGCAGUUAUCACAAUGGGUCGGUACUCCAAACGUCUCCUAGAUUUGAUCCAUUACGCACAAGCGACGAAGGGACUCGGUCUUGCUUCCGAAAUGACGGGUGCGUCGUGGUCGCUGUUCCAUGGUCUAAAGGCUGUGUAUGUUCCGCAUCCUAUCUAUGCCGAUGGCCAGUGGACGCCGCAGGAACUGGCGCGCAUUUAUAACCCCGGCACGCCGGAAAAUAUCAAUGGGGGUCCGGAUACCGUUUGA